This is a messenger RNA of Ostertagia ostertagi, 609 nucleotides long. The record is from the annotation of a GenBank genome assembly. Lineage: Eukaryota; Metazoa; Nematoda; Chromadorea; Rhabditida; Trichostrongylidae.
CAGGAUGAUCGGCGCUGGUGUGUGCUGUUAGACGAGCAUGGCUACGUGUUCUACAGUAAUCAAAGGGACAUAUCAUAUGAAGACUACUUAGAGGAUCCAAUCCACAAAGGCAAGCAUAUCAGUCAAUGGUUCGGCGGAAUUAAUCGGGUCUCACAACGAGUGAUGUCAUUACUGGUGGAGAAACGUUUUUAUAUUAAAUUGAAGUACACCGAUCACCAAGCAUUGUGCAAGGAGAAGAAGGUCGUUGUGAUGUCUGGCAGCUCCUUACGGCCUUUCCACUCGAUCUAUCGCUGGCUGAUGUCAUCUAUUUAUCAGCUUCUUCUUCUGGCAAAGCAAUAUCCACUACUUCAUUUCUUCCAUUCUUUUGUUAAACCAGUUGAAUCCUACACUGCAAGUUUCCAUGAAGGAAGCGAUGGUUUUCCAUGCUCCAAGCAAUCCUAUUUCUACCUGUCGAAUAGCGUGCGAUGGAAGAUCCCGGCCACAGAGCACGAGUCUGGUGGAUAUGAAUCGAUCGGAUCGGCCAUGCACUUUGAAUUCCGCAAAAUGCUCAGUGUAAGUCGCAACUUAGACAUCCUAUUUGUAUGGAGAUCGUUUUGCCCGUGCUUGUGA